AUGACCAAGAUCAAAAAACGUGCCACGCCAUCUGCGCCCGGCCUUCUUAUCCUCCAACUGGUGGCCCCAGUUAUCCGCUCCUAUUUCGACAGCGGCUCCAAAAGUGACAGCCACGUGGAUCGGGGGGACUGGAGUGUUGGCGUGGGGGGCGGGGCUGGAAGGGAGCCGGAGAUGGGAAAAAGGACCCGGUCGCGUACGCGCGCCGAGGCGCCGGCUGCCAAGCGACGCCGCCGGGAGCGACGCUACAUCAAGCCGGUGCCGGGCCUGGCCCUCAGGGAGUACCUUUAUGGCGCCGGCGGGACUGAGGAGCCCUCGGGCGGGCCCCCCGAGGGCGGCGCGACCCCGACCCCGGAGACCCCCGCCCCGCCGACGCGGGAGACCUGCUACUUCCUCAACGCCACCAUCCUGUUCCUGUUCCGGGAGCUGCGGGACACCGCGCUGGCCCGCCGCUGGGUCACCAAGAAGAUCAAGGUGGAGUUCGAGGAGCUGCUGCAGACCAAGACGGCCGGGCGCCUGCUGGAGGGGCUGAGCCUGCGGGACGUGUUCCUGGGCGAAACAGUGCCCUUCAUCAAGACCAUCCGGCUCGUCCGGCCCGUGGUGCCCUCGGCCAGCGGAGAGCCCGACGGCCCCGAGGGGGAGGCGCUGCCCGCCACCUGCCCCGAGGAGCUGGCCUUCGAGGCAGAGGUGGAGUACAACGGGGGCUUCCACCUGGCCAUCGACGUGGACUUAGUCUUCGGCAAGUCCGCCUACCUGUUCGUCAAGUUGUCCCGAGUGGUGGGGAGGCUGCGCUUCGUCCUCACGCGCGUGCCCUUCACCCACUGGUUCUUCUCCUUCGUGGAGGACCCGCUGAUCGACUUCGAGGUGCGUUCCCAGUUUGAAGGGCGGCCCAUGCCCCAGCUCACCUCCAUCAUCGUCAACCAGCUCAAGAAAAUCAUCAAGCGCAAGCACACCCUUCCGAGUUACAAGAUCAGGUUUAAGCCGUUUUUUCCAUUCCAAACCUUGCAAGGAUUUGAAGAUGAAGAAGAGCAUAUCCAUAUACAACAAUGGGCACUUACAGAAGGGCGCCUUAAAGUUACAUUGUUAGAAUGUAGCAGGUUACUCAUUUUUGGAUCCUAUGACAGAGAGGCAAAUAUUCAUUGCACACUUGAGUUGAGCAGUAGUGUUUGGGAAGAAAAACAAAGGAGUUCUAUUAAGACGGUUGAAUUAAUAAAGGGGAAUUUACAGAGUGUUGGACUUGCAGUUCGUCUUGUCCAGUCAACUGACGGGUAUGCUGGGCAUGUCAUAGUUGAGACUGUGGCCCCAAACUCACCUGCUGCAAUUGCAGAUCUUCAGCGAGGAGAUCGACUGAUUGCUAUUGGAGGAGUGAAAAUCACAUCCACACUGCAAGUGUUGAAGCUUAUCAAGCAGGCUGGUGACCGAGUCUUGGUGUAUUAUGAAAGGCCUGUUGGCCAGAGUAAUCAAGGUACAGUGCUGCAAGAUAAUUUUGGACAGUUGGAAGAAAACUUUCUGUCAAGCUCAUGCCAACCAAAUUACGAAGAGGAAGCAACUGGGUUGGCAGUAGAUACUGAAAACAGAGACCUGGAUUCUGAAUUUGAAGACUUGGCAAGUGACGUCAGAACACAAACUGAAUUCAGAGAGGAGGCGCAGUCAGUAAGUCAUAGUCCUAAACGUACUCCAACAACACUUUCCGUUAGACCCCUUGGAACGGUAUCACCAGUUUUAAACCGUAAAUUAGUUGUAGGAAGUCACCCACCACCACCAAAACUUCCAUCCAAAGAAGGAAAUAAGCCCUUAGCCCUAAAACCUGAGAUAACAGACCCAGCACAAGUGUCAAAACCCACCCAAGGAUCCACUUUCAAACCACCUGUGCCACCACGACCACAAGUGAAAGUUCCUUUGCCUUCUGCUGAUGUCCCAAAUCAGGUGGAACCAGACGUUCUUGCUGAAAAGCCAGAAAAGGUACUGCCUCCUCCUCCUGCAGAUAAACCUGCUGAAAAGCAAGCAAAAAAUAUAGAAAACAUAGAAGAUGUAGCUGCAACUAAGCAGUUUUUAGCAAAACAGGAAGUGGCGAGAGACUUAACUUCAGAGAGUUCCUGCCCUCCUAAGGACAGUUCAGAUGACCCUCAGACAUGGGAAUCAUCAGAAAUUCCUUAUCGUAAUAAGCUAGGAAAAUGGACAAGAGCCGGAGCAGCCUGUCUCUUUGACAUAGAAGCCUGCCACAGAUACUUAAACAUUGCACUGUGGUGCAAGGAUCCUUUCAAGUUAGGGGGGCUCACCUGUUUGGGGCACGUUAGCCUGAAACUCGAAGAGGUGGCUUUAGGGUGCCUCGCUACAUCAAACAUGGAGUACCUUUCCAAGUUCAGGCUGGAAGCGCCAUCACCUAAAGCCAUGGUCACGAGAACCGCACUACGCAACCUGAGCAUGCAAAAGGGAUUCAAUGACAAAUUUUGCUUUGGUGAUAUAACUAUUCACUUCAAAUAUUUGAAAGAAGGAGAACCAGACCACCCUAUAGUUACUAACUUGGAGAAAGAAAAAGAACUUCACUUGGUCGAAGAGGUUCCUGCCUUAGCGAAAGAGGAGCAGCACUGUGUUGGACAGAUGGGUUUAACAGAAAAUAAACACAGUUUCCAGGAUACUCAGUUCCAGAACCCAACUUGGUGUGAUUACUGCAAGAAAAAAGUCUGGACUAAAGCCGCUUCCCAGUGUAUGUUCUGUGCUUAUGUUUGCCAUAAAAAAUGUCAGGAAAAGUGUCUAGCGGAGACGCCUCUUUGUGGAGCAACUGAUAGGCGGAUAGACCGGGCCCUGAAAAACCUCAGGCUGGACGGACAAGACACCCUCUUAGGCCUGCCUCCUCGUGCUGAUGCUGAAGCCAGCAAGUCAGUCAAUAAAACAACAGGCUUGACGAGACAUAUUAUCAAUACUAGUUCUCGUUUGUUAAACUUGCGUCAGGCCUCUAAAACUCGCCUUGCUGAACCAGGAACUGAUCUAGUGGAACCUUCACCAAAACACACACCCAACACGUCAGACAACGAAGGCAGUGACACAGAGGUCUGUGGUCCAAACAGUCCUUCUAAACGGGGAAAUAACACAGGAAUAAAGUUAGUGAGAAAGGAGGGUGGUCUGGAUGACAGCGUCUUCAUCGCAGUUAAAGAAAUUGGUCGUGACCUGUACAGGGGUUUGCCCACAGAGGAAAGGAUCCAGAAACUAGAGUUCAUGCUUGAUAAACUGCAGAAUGAGAUCGAUCAAGAGUUGGAACAUAAUAAUUCCCUUGUUAGAGAAGAAAAAGAGACAACCGACACAAGGAAAAAAUCCCUUCUUUCUGCAGCUUUGGCUAAAUCAGGUGAAAGACUACAGGCUCUAACACUUCUUAUGAUCCACUACAGAGCAGGCAUUGAAGAUAUCGAAUCUUUAGAAAGUUUGUCUUUAGACCAGCACGCCAAAAAAAUAAGCAAGUACACAGAUGAUACAGAAGAAGAUCUUGAUAAUGAAAUAACCCAACUAAUAGACUCUCAGCCAUUCAGCAGCAUAUCAGAUGACUUAUUUGGCCCAGCCGAGUCUGUGUAACAAACAGUCUAUUUAAACUUUGAGGUGUUGAGAAAGUUUGAUCUAACGUACCACAGAUACAACCACGUUUAAACCCUCUAAUAACGCACUUCGGCCUGCUUCUCCACCGUUCUUUGCUUAUGUAAGAAGAAUGGAAAGGUGGUUUUUCAGCAAAAACAUGACCGGCUCACGAAAUUGGUUGUUUCAGAUUGCAUUUAUAGCUAUGUUUUUUGGGUUUAUACUGGGAAUUUAUUUUUACUAAUUUAUUUUUAACUUUUUCUAAUUAUGGAAUUAUGUAAGCUAACUUUUCCUGUUUAUGUAUGUGAUGUCUAGUGCUACUUACCGUCCUCUGAGUUUUUGAAUUAGUGUUAAAUAGGAUACUGUCCAGAUUCUCAUAAUAUUUUUAUUUCUAUCAUGGUUAUAACCAAUCUGCUGCAUGCCUGAGCCGACAGCAGCAAUCAUUGAGGGAGCAGGUUUGACUCUUUGUGUUAUGAAAUUUGUCAUCUCUACUCGAGAUUUUUAUGAUUUGGGGGUUUUGGAGGUGCUUUUUGUUUUGUUUUUGCCAAAUGUAACAUAAAAGCAGACACUGGUUUUAGUCAGUUAUGCUGAUUUAGUAAAAAAAAAAAAAUUUCAUAUAUCGUUUGCUUCCUAUGCCUCUGAAAUUUUUUUCUGGAGUUUUUAUGCAGUUGAAAUAUAGGAAGAAUAUAGUGAUAAUUUGAAGAGCUUGCAUUGAAAAACAGUGUCAUAGGGAAUAAAUAAAGAAUGCAGUUGGUAAAGAAGUUUGUAGAGAAGAUAAUGAGAUUACUAAAAAAGAGUAAUCAGUAGGAUUAUAAUCUUUCAAAAUGUUGCUUUCCUUUGAAAUGGAAUUUCUAAACAUUGAUUACUUUUCAUUUGCAGUUCUCCCUAGGAAGUAAAGCAUGUGCAAGGAUAUUUAAAGUUUCAGAGGACUGUUCUUAAAAUGACUGUUAACUGAUUUGGGCUGAUUUUAGGAACAUUUUCAUGCAGGAGAAUGUGAAAAAGAGGGAUCAUGCGAAAUAGGUGUAUUGCUUUGACAUCCUGUAGGCUUAAAUGAACAGUGAUCAUUCUGAAUGCUUCUGGAGCUCAGACGAUCUUAAUGCAUUUAAAAAAACAGACAGUAUAGAUCUAUAGGAAUGGGGACCAGUUCUCUUAAAAUGAAGAUCUAUUGAUGUUUGGUUCUUCAUGUGGAUCCCAGUAACACGUGACUGAGGGAAACCCUGUGAGCGUGAUCUCUGUGGUAUACCGUAAAGCCUGGCCUGUCAUACGCCUAUAAAAUAUGGAUAUGUUUUUCCCCUUUUGUAGGUAACUACUAUGAUAAUUGAUAUAUAGUGAAACUGAUAUGAAUUUAAAGCGAGAUGGGACAGCUUAUAUGGUGGACAGGAAAAGGCAUCGUAGAAUUAAUAGUAAGGGUUCUGGCCCAUGUCCAUAACCCUGGAUGCCAUACAAGAGUUUUAAGUUCAGGCUCUUCCACUGGCCAUGAAUGAACCAUAUAACUAUAGACAAGCCACAGAAAGGCUCCAUGUUGCAGUCUCCCCAGCUCUGAAGUAGGAAUAAACAAGAUUAACUACCUCACAGGAUUGUUGUGAGGGAAACAACAGCAUAAUUGCAAAAGUGCUCUGUUCAGUAAAAAGCUAUUCACAUCAAAGGUAUGACUUACAUGGAUGAUAAAAAGAAUGUUUUUGAGGGUAGAAAAGUUAUUCCAUUUUUAAAAUCAAUAGCCAAUUCUCAUUUCUGUCAGUAAGUGAAAUAUUAGGAACCUACUUUCUUGACCAAUAACGAAAAUAUAUCUGUGUGUACCCUUUUUUUGUUGUUUAAGCAUGCUUGCAUUUUAAGAGAACACUGCUAUAGAAGUCUUUAUACACAAAAUUCUCUGAAAGCUAAAAUGCUGUUCUGUAACAUAUGCUUGAAAUAAUCUGCCCAGUUUAAUAACCAACUUUCAUCUUAUUAUAAAAAACAACUUACCAUUGGUAACCUGGAAGGCAGAGUGUCUGUAAGUGGCCAGUGUUUAUGGAUCAUACCAUGGAAGUUUUAGUGACAUCCAAGCAUGCUGCUGAAACUGAUGCACUUGAAAGAGCUGUAGAAAUAAUGCAAAACUUUGGUUUCAUAAAAAAAAUACUCAUGUUUUAAAAGUAUUUAAUUCUGUAGAACCACAAUUAUGGAAAGCUCGGUAAUGCUGCUAACUAUAUUUGUAAAAUAUACCUUUAAUGUAGUGCAAUAUUUUUAUAUAUAUAUAUUGGGAGAAGCAGUAGAGGCAUCACAGCUGUACCUUAGUGCAGGCGGGGACACUCCAAAUGGCCUAGGGGGAUAGUAAGGUCUAAGGCUUCAAUGAAAACAGUUGUAUUAUAUUACAUUCCUGAUGUAAUCUUGCUGCCAUGCUAUGUUAUCAAUAGCUUAAAAAUAAUAAAUAAAAACUACCACAGAAAACAA
This is a messenger RNA of Pteropus alecto (black flying fox), 5988 nucleotides long. It is a transcript of the gene PDZD8, whose product is annotated as PDZ domain containing 8. Lineage: Eukaryota; Metazoa; Chordata; Mammalia; Chiroptera; Pteropodidae. Gene Ontology annotation, biological process: mitochondrial calcium ion homeostasis. Gene Ontology annotation, molecular function: protein binding; lipid binding. The record is from RefSeq and is a predicted model, not a curated record. The transcript is spliced from 6 exons. The coding region runs from base 1 to 3564 and encodes 1187 amino acids. Gene Ontology annotation, cellular component: mitochondria-associated endoplasmic reticulum membrane contact site.